This is a messenger RNA of Thecamonas trahens ATCC 50062, 2426 nucleotides long. RefSeq names its product alanyl-tRNA synthetase. NCBI's taxonomy places the organism in Eukaryota, Apusomonadida, Apusomonadidae. The record is from RefSeq and is a predicted model, not a curated record. Gene Ontology annotation, cellular component: cytosol; cytoplasm. The coding region runs from base 38 to 2416 and encodes 792 amino acids. The transcript is spliced from 2 exons. Gene Ontology annotation, biological process: tRNA modification; alanyl-tRNA aminoacylation; negative regulation of DNA-templated transcription. Gene Ontology annotation, molecular function: aminoacyl-tRNA deacylase activity; nucleic acid binding; amino acid binding.
AGUUGGUGCUACUCCUCGUCAUCACACUCUGUUUGAGAUGCUCGGCAACUUUGCCUUUGACGGCGCUCUGCUCAAGCAGGAUGCCAUCGAUCUCGCCUGGCGCUUCCUCACACAUGAUCUGGCUCUUCCUCGCGAUCGCCUUGCUGUCUCGGUCCAUGUCGACGAUGCCCGUGCCUACGCACACUGGACCAAGAGCAUCGGCCUCCCGCCCGACCGUGUCUUCAAGCUCGGCGACGCCGACAACUACUGGGCCAUGGGCGAGGUCGGGCCCUGUGGUCCCUGCACCGAGAUGUUCUGGAUUCCGGAUCCGCUGGUGGGCAAGCCGCUGGAUAGCCUAGACGAGUGUCUUGAGCUGUGGAACGUGGUGUUUAUGGAGGACGAGGUCCGCGCCGAUGGUGUCCGCGCCAAGCUCCCGGCGCCGGCCGUCGAUACCGGCAUGGGCCUGGAGCGCCUGGCCUCGGUCGUUCAGGGUGUCUCCUCCAACUACGCCACCGACGCCUUUGCUCAGCCCAUCGCCGCCAUGCUCGCCAGCGUCCCGUCUCUGGCUACCGUGAACUACUCGGUCGACUCGGCCGCUGCGGACUCGAUCGCCGUCCGCGUCGUCGCCGACCACCUCCGCUGCCUCUCGUACCUCAUUUCCGAGGGCGUCAUGCCAUCAGCCUCGUCGCGCGGCUACGUCGCUCGCCGCAUCCUCCGCCGCGCCCUCCUCCACGCCCACACCGCCCUCGACCUGCACGACCCGUGCCUCCCGGCCCUUGCCGCCCCGUUUGUUGCCUCGCUCGCCGACUCGAUGCCGCGCGUCGCCGCCGCCACAGACACCAUCAUUCGCACCCUCGAGGCCGAGGAGCAUCUCUUUCGCGCCACCCUUGACCGCGGCCUUGCACGCUUCGCCGCCGCCGUCCGCCACACAGACGCGCUCUCGGGCGCUGACGCCUUUCAGCUCUACGACACCUACGGCUUCCCCAUUGAUCUCACCACCAUGCUCGCCGCGGAUGCCGGCGUCACCGUCGACGUCGCAGGCUUCCACGCUGCCCUGCAGGCCUCGCGAGAGGCCUCUCGCACCGUAGCGGGCGCCGCCGCUGAGCCUGCCUGGGAAGCCGCCGCCGCCGAGUCUGCACUGCUUGCGCAGCUCGGUGCUCAGCCGCCAGCCACGCAGUUUGUCGGCUACGAUGACCUUGCCGUCACCGCUGCGCCGGUUGCCGCCUGCUGGUCGCCGCCGUCCGCGCCGCAUCGCGCCUACGUCGUCGUCGCCGCCUCGCCGCUCUACCGCGAGGCCGGCGGCCAAGUCUCCGACUCGGGCGUACUCGUCACGCCGACCGGUCAGGAGCUUGUUGUCUGUCAGCUCCUCCCGCUUGCCCGGGCUCCGAGCACCGCCGUUGUCGUCGUAGAGUCCAAGGGCGGCGAGUCGAUUGCGCUCGCUCCCGGCGACGCCGUCGAUGUCGCUGUCGACGCUGCUGCCCGCGCCCGCACCGCUGCCCACCACUCGGCGACGCACCUCCUCCACGCCGCCCUCCGCGCCGAGCUCGGCGAGUCGGUGGCGCAGGCCGGAUCGCGGGUCGAGCCUGCCCGGCUCCGGUUUGACUUUUCGGUCGAGCCAGGCAAGGCCAUCACGCCGGAGCUCCUCCGGUCGGUCGAGGCCUCGGUCAACGCCGCCGCCGCCGCUGACCUUCCGGUGGAGACCCGCGAGACGACGUAUGCCGACGCUGUCGAACGUGGCGCUCUCGCUCUCUUUGGCGAAAAGUACGAUCCGUCCUCGGUCCGCAUGGUCUCGAUGGGCGAUGCGUCGACCGAGCUCUGCGGCGGGACACACGUGGCGUCGACCGCCGCUCUCGCGCCCUUUGUCGUCCUUGGCGAGCGUGGCAUCGGCGCCGGCGUUCGGCGCGUCGAGGCCCUCGCCGGCCCGGCCGCCGCAGACUACCUCGUUGCCCAGCACGCCGAGCUCCGCGCAGCCGCCGCCGUCCGCGGCAUCGCCCCGACAGCCUCGGCCGUCGCCGCCUCGGCGCUCAAGACGCUCCGCAAGCAGCAGCGCAAGACCGGUCCCGCCAGCAAGUCGGUAGGCCUUGUGCCAAUCGCCGAGCUCUCUGCUGGUGCGCUUGCCGUGUACUCGGUGACACGCGAGACGCUCGGCCUCGCGCCCGAUGCGUCCGGUAAGGCUCUUCGCAUUGCGCUGCAAGACACAGGGCGGGCGCUGGUCGGGCAGGCCUCUGCUGUUGCGCAUCACGUUCUCGUCUGUCCGGACGACGGAGUCGUGGCUGUCGCUGCCUCCAACGGCGGUAACGCUCCUGCGCUCCUCGCUGACGUUCUCGACAAGGUCGGUGGCGGGCGCGGCGGCGGAUCGCCGCACUUUGCGCAAGGUAAGCCGGCCGGCCGAGUCGAUGCCAACUCCAUUGUUGCCGCGCUCGACUCGGACAACUAAAUGCUGGGCG